Chlorella variabilis is the source of this 636-nucleotide messenger RNA. RefSeq lists its product as hypothetical. The coding region runs from base 1 to 636 and encodes 211 amino acids. The record is from RefSeq and is a predicted model, not a curated record. Lineage: Eukaryota; Viridiplantae; Chlorophyta; Trebouxiophyceae; Chlorellales; Chlorellaceae. The transcript has 4 exons.
AUGGGUGCGGCAGGCGCCGAGCCCGUGGCUGCCGUGGCGGUUGUAGCGGCCCCCGAGGCCGUGGCCGCGGUUGGGUCGCCCGCAGCCCAGAGCUUCAGCCAAGUGCUGCUGUCCACACUGGGCGACUGCCAGCUGGCGGUGUCCGUGUACCCCACCUUUAGCUACAACGCUGCGGGCGGCGGCGGCACCGGUACGGUGCGUGCGCGCGACGACGGCCUGCUGCAGCUGGUCUUUGACCCCUCCACGCUGAACAUCCCGCCCAUCAACUACCAGCAUGCCGCCAUCAUCGGCAUCCCCGUGCCGCCCCCGCUCAACAUCGCCAUCGUGCCGCAGCGGCUGGAGGGCACGCUGGACCCGGCCACCGGCCGCCUGGAGCUGGACUUUCUGGCGUCGUUUGAGUUCAGCGCGGGCCCCCUGUACCGCGCCUCUCCUCUCACGGUGGCCACCACGCUGACCACGGAGACCUCAGAGGGGGCGCUGCGGCGCGGCACGGGGCAGCGGCUGCGCGGCGACGGGCGGGCGCGGCUGGUGGGCGUGGCGCGCGUGCCCCCCACCCCCGACGCCUUCCUGAACACGUUCCUCAUGCUGCCCACCGAUGCGCUGGCGGUGCUGUCCGCCGAGCUGACCUUCUCCUGA